Molecule: messenger RNA, 991 nt
Organism: Sclerotinia trifoliorum
Lineage: Eukaryota; Fungi; Ascomycota; Leotiomycetes; Helotiales; Sclerotiniaceae
Source: the annotation of a GenBank genome assembly
UUCGAUCUCGUUACGAUCAUUCAGCACUCUCUUAAGCACACGACGAUAUCAACCACAUAAUCCCAGAUCCCCAUCAUACUUGUUACACUAUGGGUUGCCAGAUAUCAAAAGUUCAACAGUCCGACACUCACGAAGAUGAUAGCGAGGCUGUCACUACCCGUGCAUCUAGAACUAAAGCUAAAAAACAAUUGGGUACCUAUUAAUUCACAAGACGUUGAUUGAGACAAGCUAAUAAAAUGCCACUAGAUUGUUCACUCGAAAAGCUACCCACAGAAAUUAUCCUAAGAAUCAUGCAAUUCCUCUCAGUUUACCAUAUCUCCAUCGCACUCACAUGUCCCCGCAUGUAUAAAAUAUUCAAAGAUGUGCAUCCCCAACCUCUCAGUCUUUGCAGCACAGGUGUCCCGCCUCGCCUUGAUCCUUCCAACACGAAACGCAUGCAUUUAAAACUUUUAGAGUACGCGUGGAUCAUGAGAGUGUAUGAGCCAAAGGACUAUAUAUUCGAAGUAAUAAUGACACGCAAGUGUAAGCGCGUACCAAACGAUAAAAUUUAUCGUUAUCAAUACUAUGGUCGAUUCCUUUGUCGUCCAUACUAUGACAAUCAGAAGAAUCGCACAGAUCUCAAGCAUAGGUACCGAGAUUAUGAAUUAUACACCCAGUGCUGGUCUAAACAAAUGCCGAAGGACUUUCAUUAUCCAUACCCAUACAAUAAAGGACGAUUCAUGUAUGAGAUGGAAAUGAAGGAAGCUAUUCAUGUACUGUUUGAUUCGAUGGAUGAUGUAUCUCCUGAUGAGUACAAGGAACGCAUAUUUUUUAUGUGGAAGUUCCUGAAAAUUGGAUCAAAUGCAGAGGUGAAUGGCCUGGUCACUGCGAAUCUAUCUUUGAAAUAUUUUGGUCAGUGGAGGGAGAUGAUGGAGUUUUGAUUAACGACUGAAAAAGGGCUGAGAGGGCAAAGUCUCGGACUGAAGGUUUGUGGUGCCAUUGAACACCCCUU